Molecule: messenger RNA, 802 nt
Organism: Oryza sativa Japonica Group (Japanese rice)
Lineage: Eukaryota; Viridiplantae; Streptophyta; Magnoliopsida; Poales; Poaceae
Source: RefSeq, a predicted model, not a curated record
ACAAGCGCGCGCGCGCGCACUCCAAGCAGUCCACGAGCACCACCACCGGUUUCACUGCUCGAUCGCAACAGCAUCGCCACAAGUCCGCAAUAAACCACCACACACCACGUACCGGGGUGGCCACUAGUCUCAGGCGGCUCUCAAGCUCUCAAGCUACUCGCUGCCUACCAGUAUGGGGAACGCCGCGCCGCGCGUGCGGCGCCGCGACGAGCCCGCGGCGAAGAGUUGGUCCAAGGGCGCGGAGGCUGCCGGCGAGCUGCUGCCGGUGGCCAAGGCCGCGGGCGGCGAGGAGAAGGCGGCGGCCGAGCGCGCGGUCGUGACGGUGAAGGUGGUGAUGACGAGGAAGGAGGCGGAGAGGCUCGCCGCGCGGCUGAGGGAGCAGAGGGCGAGGAGGCGGAACGCCAGGAUGGCGGAGCUGAAGAACGCGCUCCGGGCGGGGGACGGCGCCAUCCGCGGCGCCGCCGCGGCGAGGCCUGGUCCGCGCGGCCGGGCGCAGAGCCUGGCGCCGAUCCAGGAGAGGUAGCUAUGCAUACUGCCAUGUCUGAGCUUGCACCUUCUGCAAGCUUUGAUCAUGGAGGAGGAGAAGAUUAGUUAAUACUUUGUACCGUGACGUCGUAAUUGUGGUUUUGUAGCGAUAUACGUACGAUUUUGCCUGGUCACCCGGCCAUUGAUCUGCUGUACAUAUACGUAGUGGAGAAGUGGUGGCGACGUAUAUGUAUAUAGUUCGUGACCUCGUGUUACGAUCGAGUAAUGUAUAUCCUACUUUCUUUUUUGUUAAUAAACACAAAAGUUUGCAUCACUA